Molecule: messenger RNA, 1374 nt
Organism: Suillus subaureus
Lineage: Eukaryota; Fungi; Basidiomycota; Agaricomycetes; Boletales; Suillaceae
Exons: 10
Coding region: 83-1324 (413 amino acids)
Source: RefSeq, a predicted model, not a curated record
CACAUUUAUCUUUGGCCAUCGACAAUGACGCCUACAGAGAACGUUCACUGAAGCACACAUUAACGAAUAUUCGUUCCGCUUGAUGGACAGAUGUGCGGAUGAGCUAUACGACCUGGCACGCACAAAAUUACCAAACAUUGACGCUGAUGAUAUCGAGCUCGUCGUGCAGGUAGUACUGAACCAAGCAGAUUUGUGUCAGUACUACUUCGUUGACCAUGCAACCCGAACUCUCUUUUGGCUGCACGAUUACGAUCGAGAGACGGAGAAUAAUAUAUUUGAUGGGUUUUCAGGCGUCUGUGAUCUGAGUCAUAUUCGAUACGCCUUGGAGUCUCAAUACUGGAUGCAUUGCGAACGCUACCCGAAACACGAGCUAGAUCGAGUCAAACUCCUGAAAGAACUGAGGGCAGUUGUUGUGCAUGCGAGUGCAGAGAUCAUCACUUCGGAUACUUCUUUGUCGCCUUUUGGUGCUGUUGAACUUUCCAGCAUCCUGGAGCUGGUCAACCAUCUUCAAGAGAACGCCCAGGAAACCGAUUUCCCUCAUCCCAUUUGUGUCAUUGCGAGGUUCAUGCAUUAUUUCUGCAAAGCCAAGUAUUACAACUUCUGUGGCCUACCUUGGGCUCGUCUCGACGCCGACAAACCUGUGUACAACGAGAUUGCUAGCUCUCACCCACUGAGCAGUAGUCUUUCUUUGGCCCUUGACGCCAUGCUUUUUUGGGCACCACAAGCACACUUGGACGAUCUUCGAAGGGUGUGGGUAGAUGAGUGCCUCAACGCACCGCGGUGGAAAGACUACAAUGCAAAGCUCAUGACGGAGUGGACCGGAAUCACCAUCUACUCCACCGUCAUGUUAGCCGUAGAUGUGAGUUUUCUUGCAGUGCCGAACGUGAACAUUUCCACGUCACAGUCGGUCGGGAUCAUUGCUACUUAUCUCUCGAUCAUCUUGAUAACUGGCUCCUUGGUCGUCUCGGUCCUGCUGGUCCGCCAAAACCAAAGAUAUGGUUGUGAAUCAGUGGACAAAGCAGGAGACUUCAUGUACAAGAUGACUGACACGUUUUUCGGGGAUAAAGGCCUUGCGACGGUCAAUAGUCUCCCUUACGCAAUGCUCAUGUGGGGGAUGAUCUACUUUUCAAUCGCUCUGCUGUACAACGUGUUCAAGUCUACGACAAUAGUCAUGCUGGCAUCAGUUGUUAGUGGAUGUGCGGUGGUUACCAUGUUUAUAGUGUGGUUCAUCUGGACAGCAAAAGAGCUAGAUAUCUUCAAGCGACUAGCUGAGCUCAUAUUAUCUGCUAGGAGUCGUAUCAUAGCACGCCUUGGCGUUCCCUAAAGUUCAUGAGACGACAAGAGUUUCCUAGACAACUUUGACUUCUCCGUACA